UCGCCGCCCGCCGCCACCCGACAGUCACAAAUUCGCACUUGACGAAAUACCACUUCGAAAUAUAGUGUCUUGAUGGUAUUCGCGUGCAGUAUGUGGGGUCUGGCGGCGCUGCUGCUGGUCGGCGUGGCGGGAGCGUGCGAGCUGCGGCCGCGGUCCGCCGGCCUGCAGUCCCCCGGCGACAACCACUACCGCCUCCUCAUCAACGGCGACGUCGAGCGGUACGCGCCCGAGCAGCGAUACGUGGUGACACUGGUGGGUUCUCGUACACACUCGGUGGUGCAGCAGUUCACGCGGUUCCAGCUGACCCUCGAACCCCUGGCGCCGGGCACCGCGCGCUCGCGCCGCCAGGGCCGCUUCGAGCUGUUCGCCGACACCCUCACUAAGUUCCACGAGGAGUGCACCAACUCCGUGGUGGAGGCCGACGACCUGCCCAAGACGGAAGUGCAGGUCAUGUGGAAGGCGCCGCCCGCCGGCUCCGGCUGCGUGCUGCUCAAGGCGAUGGUGUACGAGAACGCUUCGCGGUGGUUCGCGGAGGACGGGCAGCUGACGCGGCGCGUGUGCGAGGACACCUCGCUCGACGUCACCGACUGCUGCGCCUGCGACGACGCCAAGUACCGGAUGGUUUUCGAGGGUCUGUGGUCGGAGCACACCCACCCGAAGGACUACCCGAAAGAGGCCCAGUGGCUGACGCACUUCUCCGACGUGAUUGGCGCCACGCACCCCAAAAACUUCAGCUUCUGGGGCGAGGGAGAGAUCGCCACUGAUGGUUUCAGGUCCCUGGCGGAGUGGGGCUCCGUGGGCCUGCUGGAGCGGGAGCUGCAGCAGCGGCGCGGGCUGCGGUCCAUCGUGAAGGCCCAGGGGCUGUGGUACCCGAAGGUCAACACCAACACCACCGCCGCCUUCACCGUCGACCGCAAGCGACAUCUGUUGUCGCUAGCCUCCAUGUUCGGCCCGUCCCCGGACUGGGUGGUGGGCGUGUCCGGGCUGUCGCUGUGCGCUCGCGACUGCUCCUGGGUGCCGCACAAGGUCAUCGACCUCUACCCGUACGACGCCGGAACUGACAAUGGCAUCUCCUACAUGUCCCCGAAUUCGGAGACGAUCCCUCGCGAGAAGAUGUACCGCAUCACCACCAUGUACCCGGAGGACCCGCGCGCGCCGUUCUACAACCCGGGCGGGGAGAUCAGGCCCAUGGCCCGGCUGUACCUCACCCGGGAGAAGAUCAUCCCGCGCUCCUGCGACGAGGAGGUGCUGCAGGCGCUCGUCACGGAGGAGGCGGAGAACACGCAGUCUACUAAUAAACCGGAGUGCGCGGUGAGCGAGUGGGGGGCGUGGUCUCCGUGCUCGGUGACGUGCGGCAAGGGGCUGCGCAUGCGCACGCGCGAGUACCGCAUGCCGCAGAAGGCGCAGAUGUUCGCGUGCGACCGACAGCUCGUCUCCAAGGAGAUGUGCGUCGCCGCCGUGCCCGAAUGCGAGGAUGAUGGCGUUAACGAGGCGGACUCCGAGCCGGGGGUGUCGGACGGCGCGUGCGCAGUGUCGGAGUGGGGGCCGUGGAGCGAGUGCUCGGUGACGUGCGGAGUAGGCGUGGCCACGCGCCGCCGACAGUUCCUCGACCGCAUGGGGCCCAAGAAGUGCCCGCUUGUGCAGAUCGAGGAGAACCAGAAAUGCAUGCAGCCGGCGUGCACCGAAGAGGAGGGGGCGGGGGAGGGCGUGUCGGACCCGACGUGUCCCACCACGCCGUGGUCGUCGUGGUCGGCGUGCUCGGCGUCGUGCGGGCGCGGCGUAGCGUUCCGCACGCGCCUGCUGCUGGUGCCGGCCGCGCGCCAGGCGGACUGCGCCGCCCGGGUCGAGCUGCUGCAGCACCGACCCUGCACCGAACGGGACUCCUGCGAGAUCGACAUGCUCACCGCUAAGCGUAUCUGCAUGGAGGCGCCUGAGCAGGGCCCGUGCCGCGGCGUGUACCAGCGCUGGGCGUUCGUGGCGAUGAAGGGCAUGUGCGUGCCCUUCACGUACGGCGGCUGCCGCGGCAACCAGAACAACUUCAUCUCGCAGGACGACUGCACAAAAACCUGCAGCGUGCUGCUUGGUGGUGCAGGCGGCUCAGCGGGCGGGCCGGGCGCCCCCAGCGGAGCCGCGCCGCUACCGCCAGCAGUCAAUGCGGCAGGCGCUGAGGGGUCUACGGUAGCGGGGCCGCAGCCCGAGGACUGCGUGGUGAGCGCCUGGAGCCCCUGGAGCCGCUGCAGCGUGACCUGCGGCACCGGCUACCAGCAGCGGACGCGCCAAGUGCUGGCGCAGCCGCGUCCGGGUGGAGCGGCUUGUCCGUCGCGGCUGGAGCACCGCCGCCGCUGCUACCGACCUUGCUAGUCACUGCUAGCUCCUCGCCAGCUCCUACUAACACCAGUGACUGCUAGUAUAGACUUCUACAUCUCUACAGAUUAGCACUAAGUUCUACGAAUACAAUAAACAAAAUUUUAUACAUA
This is a messenger RNA of Aricia agestis (brown argus), 2477 nucleotides long. RefSeq names its product spondin-1 (gene fat-spondin). Gene Ontology annotation, cellular component: extracellular matrix. The record is from RefSeq and is a predicted model, not a curated record. NCBI's taxonomy places the organism in Eukaryota, Metazoa, Arthropoda, Insecta, Lepidoptera, Lycaenidae. Gene Ontology annotation, molecular function: serine-type endopeptidase inhibitor activity. The transcript has 15 exons. Gene Ontology annotation, biological process: cell adhesion. The coding region runs from base 73 to 2361 and encodes 762 amino acids.